AUGAAAGACUUCUACGUCAGAGUUACUAUCACAGUUAUAGGUCUUUGCUUUCCGGGAACAGCAACAAACCCACCAAGAAAAAGCGGUGUUUUUCGAACCCCUGAAUUCCAGUGGGAUGAGCAUCUUCUGGCAAACUGGUCUUCUAGAAGACACACAUCACAGAUAGCAUACACCAUGGAUGUGAGUUCGGUUUCCUUUCAAGUCUUCUUCCAGUCUCACACGAGAAAAGAAUGGCAAAUAAAACAUCUGGACCUCAGUAACCAUAGCAUAUCGAAAAUGACCUUCAGCCCUCUGGUUCCUUUACAUACGCUGGAAGUACUAAACCUCAGCAACAAUGCGUUGAGCUCCCUCUCGUUGGAUCUACCCCCAGCUCGCCCGGCUCAGCAAAAGCAGCACAGAAACAGCUCCCACAGGGGACUGCUCCGUCUAAAGGUACUGAUACUUCAGAGAAAUCAACUCAGUGACACUCCUAAAGGACUGUGGAAGCUAAAGUCACUGCAGAAUCUGGAUCUGUCAUUCAACAGGAUAGUUCACAUCGGGCUGUCUGAUUUUCAUAGCUGCCUGCAGCUGGAGAGCAUCUAUUUAAAGAGCAACAAGAUAUGUACGAUUCACCCUGAAGCCUUCAAGGGCCUCAACAAAUUACAGGUGGUAGACCUCAGAAGCAAUGCACUGACCACCCUUGCACCCAUUGUGACCAUUGCUCUAGAAUUACCCCACCUGGAACUUGACUUGGCUGAUAACCAGUGGCGGUGUGGCGAGAGCAAUGCCAACUUCCAAAAUGUCACCUCUGCAUCCUGGAGGGAGAAGUGGGAUGCCAUCUGCAACAUGUCUGUGGGGAAUGAGAAGCCAUAUUUGGAGACCCCCCAAAUCAGAAUUUCCAGGGAAGCACACCUUCCUCCUACUCCGAGUGAUGAGAAAAGCUUCAUGCAGAGCAAGGCAGAAAGGCCCCAGGAAGGAAUGGACACUCACCUUUCCACUCUGGAGAAGCAGGCACAGGAGACAUGGAUGGGCUAUGAUGACCUCGAGAAGAUACAGCCACGGCCCCCUACAGAACUCAGAGACUCCCAGAACAGACAUGACACUGACAGAAAGGACAAUGAUUCCCCAGACCUCGUCCUGGCCAUCUGCCUGUCUGUGUUCAUCACAUUUGUGGUGGCCUUCUGCCUGGGUGCUUUUGCAAGGCCUUAUAUUGACAGGCUGUGGCAACAAAGCUGCCUGAGCAAAAGGCCUGGCUCCGAAAAUGCCUAUGCAAAUGAGGGUUUCUAUGAUGAAGUUGAAGCUUCCCGACGUGUACAAUGCCAAGGGACAGAGCUGCACCAAGCUCCCCACCACCUCAACCUUUAUGAGAGCCAGAACCCUUCCUGGGUGACAGAGCCAGUUCUAUACGAUGCUGUCAUGUCAGAAAGGGAAUUGGAGAGCAGCAGGAUGGAGUUCAGUGGUCAACAGAACCCAAUGCAACUUGAGGACAGCACUGGGGUGAGAAGUGGAGUCUGCAAUGUGCUUCCAUAUGCCCAGGUAGCCCAUUCUGCUCUCCCUGGACUUCCAAAUGUUGAUACGCAAGAGCCGAUUUCAACAGAACAGGAUCACUAUGAUGUUCCCGAAGAGUUACAUUACCACACAGUGGCCCAGGAAUAUUCUCUCCAUGAGGGUGUGAUGGAUGCAUCUUCCAUUGCUAGCCCUCUGGGAACUGUCCCCAGCUCCAUCGAUGGUAGAUGGGAUGAAUUGCACCUGUCACAGUCAAGAGAUGUUGUAGCUCCCGUCUCCAAAACUGUGGUACAUACAAGCACACAAGGGUCUGGGGAGAGUAAGGAAAGGGGGUGCCCUGAACCUUUGGGAGCUAUGGGCUCACCGAUGGAAUCUUCCCAGGUGACCAAUUCCAUUAAGGGGCUGGCCACACAGCUGCCAAGCUUCCAGGAAGCAGAUGCUGAGGAAGAAGUUUCAGGUGUCUACGAUGAGGUCUUAUACAAUGACCCAGAAGAUGUAGACUCACCCUCCCUUAUGCCAAGAUGGGACAGUGGCCCCCAUGUCACUCCUGCCUCUAAGGAGCCUGUGCUAAGAGGUGAUCCUUUUGACUCUCAUUAUGACUUGGUGACCAAUUACGAGUCCGAUUCUGAUGAGGGCUCUUUGUUUACCCUGAGUUCUGAGGAUUAUGAUGAUGCAAGGAGCUUGCCUGAGGAACAGGUAUCUGUGGAGAAUGGCGGGGCCAGUCAGCCCUUCCCCAGCAGGAACUUGGGAGAAUAUGAGGACCAUGUGACAUCAGCAGGAAGUUAUGAAGACAUCACCCCACAGAGAAUUGUGGAGAAAUGUGAAAUUCAGGAAGCUCUCUUUGGAAACCUCAUUUCUAGUCCAGACUCUUUGUGUGAGAUGGAUCUGGAAAGUGACCCUAACUCCAUUGAUCAUGAGAAUAUAGCAACCUGGCCCCAGCCUCCAGGCCAUAAGCUAUCACAUCAUGAGACCCCAGGCACAUUCGUAUGUGUUGGUGACGUAAGGCCCCAGUCCGAGGCAGUAGAUGGGCACUACUACCUUAGCGACCUGGAAUUCCCAAAUGUGGAUAUACACCAUGACCAAGGAGCCUGCCACCAAAAACAAGUAAACAUUGGUAAAUAGCUGCCUUGUGUGGUUGGGGGAUAGAGCUCUGUUGAUGGAUUGUUUGCUCACCAUGCACAAAGUCCUGGGUUCAAUCCCCAGCACUGUAUAAACUGGGCACAGUGGUAUAUACUGUCAUCCCAGUGCUCAGGAGAUCGAGACAGGAAACAGGGCUUAAACUGAAAUGGAUUUUUCUGGAUGGGUGAUAGAAUAUUCUGGCAAAUGAGAGCCCUAUUGUUCCAACAAUCAACUUGAGACAGAUGGUGGGUCUACAUGACAAGGCCCAGUCUCCCACUCAGACUCAGGCUCACAUCAUCAACUGCCAUUGCCCAGAUCCACAUGGAUCUCAC
Cricetulus griseus (Chinese hamster) is the source of this 2936-nucleotide messenger RNA. Lineage: Eukaryota; Metazoa; Chordata; Mammalia; Rodentia; Cricetidae. The record is from RefSeq and is a predicted model, not a curated record.